AUGAUUAAUUUGAAAAAAGUGGCUGUGAGGAGCAGAAUCCAGAGUUGGAAGAAUAAAUGGCUGUCCACUGCAGGAUUAUGCAAAGCUAUAUCUCAAUUGUGUGGGCAGUUUUGCUGGAGUAAGGGAACAGAUUUCCAGAAAGGGUUACAUUGGGUUGAAUGGAACAAGCUAACUCUGGCUAAGGUUCAUGGGGGCCUGGGGUUCCAGGAUGUACAGUUGUUCAACAUAGCAAUGAUAGCUAAACAGUUGUGGAAGUUGGUGACAGAACCUGACAGGUUAGUGAGCAGAGUGCUUAAAGCUAAAUAUUAUCCCAGCUCAUCAUUAUUUGAAGCUCAAAAGACACAUAAUUCAUCAUGGUUUUGGGCUAGUUGGCUGUCAGUACUCAAGGUUUGUGGUCAGUGGAUGAGGAUUGAGGUUAGAACAGGACAAAACAUCAACAUAUGGGAUCAGCAUUGGAUUCCAGAUAGACUGGGAAAGGAGGUGCAGUUGUUACCAGGAGUUGCCAGGGGAGUGCAGAAGGUGAAAGAUUUGUUGAAUGAGGAUGGAACUCAAUGGGAUGUUAGCAAAGUCAGGGCAACAUUUACUCCUGAGUCAGUAAUUCUAUUCUUAAAAUUGAUACAUUGGAUCCUAAUUUGGAGGACAUAUGGAGGUGGGAACCACAGAGGAAAGGUUGUCGGUUACGUUUGGUUUAUGGGUGUUGAGGCUGGUAGAUUUGGUAGAUGUAUGUUAGUUGUUAAGGACAAAACCCCAAAAUUCAAAGGCAAGGCCAUCAAGAACUUUCCAUCAUCGACAGAACACACGCAGACGCAGUGGAGGUGGGGAGCGAUGGUGUGGUUUCAGUGCGAGGACUGUGGAGACAACCUUAAGAAACCCAAGCUCGCCAAUCAUUUCAGACAAUGCUCUGCUUUCAAGUUAUCGUGCAUCGAUUGUGGGCAAAUAUUUGGGCAGCAGGAUGUUGAAAGCCACACUCAGUGCAUUACUGAAGCGGAAAAAUAUGGUCCAAAGGGUCAAACAAAAGCUGUGAAUGGAACAAACACUAAGACCAAGAAUGAUGCAAAGCCAAAACCAGAGGUCGACAUAAAUGUCGGAUUGUCUGAACGCCCUCCAUGGUUCUGCAGCCUAUGUAACACCAAGGCCACAAGUAAGCAAACCCUGCUCCUCCAUGCCGAUGGGAAAAAGCACAGGGCAAAAGCAAGAGCAUUCCAUGCAUCAAAACAGCCGCCGGAUGGCACUGCAGAAGCCAAAAGUUCCAAUGACAAUAAUGCAAAAGAUGAAGUUCUUGAAACUAAGGAGUCAGUGGAACUAAGAGAUCAAAACUCGCCUAAAGCUGCUCUUGAUGGCUCUGUUUUGGAGGAUAACUCUUUGGAGUCAAACAAGAAGAGAAAACUCGAGGCAUCUGAAAAUGGUGAUGCUCAAAUUAUAGGAGCAGAAAAAGAAAAGGGCUCGAAAAAGGCCAAACAAAGUGCAACAGAGGAAGAUGGAGAACCACAUUCCAGUGCUGGCAAGGACAUUGCCAAGAAGACUAUAAAGUGGAAAAAGCUGAUUACGGCCGCUUUGAAAUCUAAUGAAGAUGGUGGUGCGAUUAAAUUUAAGAAACUAGGGAAAAUUGUCAUGAAAUCUCUGAAGGAAUCUGGGCACACAGAAAGCAGAAGGCAAGUAUAUGAACUUAUUGACCAGAAGAUAAAAUCAAGCUCGAGAUUUGUUGUCGAUGGGAAAUUUGUCCGGUUAGCCACCACCAGCUAAAACUGUGCCUCGUGCAGUGUGGAGCGAUUUCUUGAAUUUCGCCGAAAUUUUUGUUCUCACCAGAACUCAAUCGAUUUGAUAUAUUGGUUUUUACUUUUUGACCCUUGGCACCAUUGAGUAGAACUACAUUUUGUAACUUUGCAGUGAGGAGUAUAUUUCUGUUUGCCAAUUCGAUGUAAGACAGGCCCUAUGAGAUAUCUUAUCUUGCAUUUCCAUUUAGUCGUGAUGAUUGAAAUGUUGCAACAUAAAUUGAAGUAGACCAAAAACAAAAAGUGCUGCAAUU
This is a messenger RNA of Striga asiatica, 2026 nucleotides long. The record is from the annotation of a GenBank genome assembly. NCBI's taxonomy places the organism in Eukaryota, Viridiplantae, Streptophyta, Magnoliopsida, Lamiales, Orobanchaceae.